GUGCGGGAGGCCGCCCUGUCCAGCCAGUGGGCUGGGGAACAGGUCUGGCCCCAGGUACGGGACGCAUCCUGGGCGCCUGCCCUGGCCCUCCCCAGCCCCCACGCCGUCCUGCGGCCUGGCAGCCAGGGGCAGAGCUGAAAUUUAACUCAGUUCUGAAAGGGAAAAAAGUGAAAGUGCAUUCUUGAAGCACUGAUUUAACGAGGUUGGGGGGUAGUCCCAGAAAGGGGGGGGGAGAGGAAAGCGUAUCUGCCUGGGGUCUGAGGGGCGCAGCCAGGGGCCGGGCUGUAGGGUCGUCCCCGAGCAGAGCACAGAGUCUGAGGGCCCAGCCACCAGCAGAGCCCCUCUGUCCCCACCUGCUGGGCCUGUACUGGGGUCAGGUCCUCGGAGAAACUCUGGCCUUUCAGAGGAUGGGGCUGGACACCAGGUGGACCAGACCGCGGGUGGGGGGUGGGCUGGACGCGGCCUUUGUUGUGGUCGGCUGGAGUCGGCACAGGGCCUGAGCCCCUCCCUCCAGCCUCUGUGGGUGGAAGGUGCCGGAAAACUCGAAGAGCUGCUCUGUCCGGCUCUCUGGGCCCAGGCAAAGCCUGUGCAGGGACAGAGGGACAGGCGGUGUGUCUGGCGGUGUGGGGACCUGGGUCUGGCCCCAGGGUGUCUCCGGGACAAGGCGCCCAGGGUCUCUUGGCUGCAAACAGGGCCAGGUGUGGGCCCUGGCCAGGGAGGGGGCCGCAGGGCCACCUGCUUCCCCACCCCCCCACUCCAAACACCCCGUCCAGAUGGGCCCCGCAGGCACGGGGGUGGGGAGGGUGGGGAGUGGUGGCGUCUCCAGCCGCUCUGGAGCCGGACCCUGGCCAGCCCCAGCCAGGCAGCCCGCCCCGCUGGCACCCCCUGCCCCCGGAAGAGGAGGCUGUCCUGCCUUGGAAGGACUGCUGGGGCUGCGUCCUGGGGACAGAGGUCCAUUGUCCCGCGGCAGCCGCCAGCCUCAGACACACACACACACAGACAUACACACUCACGCACACACUAGGGGCUGGGCCUGACAUGCAGGCGUUUCUGUGGGACCAGAAAGGUCCCUGACCUGGCGUGGACCACCUGGCCUGUCCCUGCAGCCCCUGGCCCCUGGGCCCCGCAGGCACUGCCCCAGGGGCUCACCCUGGGGUCCCUGCCUUCCCACAGACCCCCACAGAGCGGGCUGAAGACUCGCACCAGCCCCUGCCCCCACCUCAGGCCCUGAGUGCCCUGCCAGUCCCCGCCUGAGCCCUGCCGGGCGGCCCCAGACCCAUCGGGCAGCCGUGGCCAUCUUACUGGGCAGCAUUGGAUGGUGUCUGGUCUCUAAUACUGCCUGGUAAUGAUGACGGCGGAGCCCUGCACGCAGCACCGGGGCCGCCCGCCCUCCUGGCCCUGCCCCGUCCCGCCUACAGCUUCCAGGUGGGGCUCCAGGGAGAAACUGGACCUCGGGGCCGGGGUCUCUGGGCACCCCUUCUCAGCCCCCAGAAUGAAGGCUUCCUGCAGCUGCCUGAGGAUGCCGGGCCGCCAUCUGGGACCAGACGCUCAGGUGUCUGGGCAGGUGCCCCUGCCCCACCCAGCAGGUGCGGGCCGAGUGGGGCCCACAGGGCGAGGCCCGGCUGGAGUCGCCUGCCAGAGGCCUCACCUAGAACCACCGCACCUGGCGGGGCGUGUGCCCACCGGUGGGCAGCCCACCCUGCCCGGCUGGCUGUUCCCGGCCACCAGCCGCCUUCCCCUCCUGCCGGCGGGUGGGCAGGAGCGGCAGGCAGCACCUCGGCCGGGUCCCCGGACAGCUCUGGAGAGAGCAGGGAGGGGGCUCGCGUGGUCUCAGGCCCCCCAACCUCUCCCCACUGGCCCUGCCCCACCCAGCACAGCCCUGGCUGCUCCACACCUGGUCGACACCGGCUCCCCCGCCCGCCCUGCAGGUCGGGGCCUGCGUCUGCCCGCCGUCCUGGGCCUCUGUGGGCAUCUUACCGGACAGUGCUGGAUUUCUCCGCUCAGCUCUAACACUGUCUGGUAACGAUGUUCAAAGGUGACCCACCACCCCCCGGGAGACGCCCGGGGCUGCGCCGUUCCAACGUCCCAGACUCCAGGGCUGAGCCGGGGCCGGCAGAGGGGCUGUCUCCGCACUGCAGCCUGGUGCACAGAGAGGGGCCCAGGCAGGGUUUGGGGGCGACCCGGCUCCAGGAGAGACCAGCGGGGCCGGGACACUGAGUCUGGAGGACGCGCUCAGCGGGGCUGGGACCCGCACACGGCCAGGCCCGACUCCACCCGGGGUCCCUGGGGGUACAGGAAGGGCCAAGGUGGGUUCAGGUUCCCAAGCCCCGACACCCAGGCGUGGGGGGACUAAGGACAAGCAGUGUCCGUUCCCUCCCCAGGCUGGGAUCACCACUGCGUGUCCUUUUGAUCGGAGGCCAGGAAGCCUGCGGCCCUGCGAGAGGCCCGGUGGGGGCGGGGAGGCCGCCGUCCUGGCCUCGCUGUUACCUAUUAACCUGCCCGAGAGCCGUUCAGGAAACCAGCCAGGCGCCGUGGCCAGUUCUGCCAGGAGUGGGGCAAGGUGACCUGCUCCACGGCCGAGGCUGGAGGGGGGCUGUCAGGGCUGUCAGGAAAGCAGCCCUGGGGCGACCCGGGAGGUCCGGCCACGGCAGGGGUGGGAGCCCCCCAGCGCCUUCCCGACAGGCGCAGACACCAGCCCAGGCCCCGGAGGCCCCCUGCACCUGCUGCCUCCGAUGGGCGUCUUACCAGACACGGUUAGAUCUGGACCCUCUGUCUAAUACUGUCUGGUAAUACCGUCCGUCCACGGCCAGAUCCCCGCUGGAAGAGACCCCCCCACCAGCCCCCCCGCAACCCUCGCGGGACACCAGGCACAAUGCAGGGCCCAGGGCUCUCCUGUCACCAGGGCACAGGCCAUGGCUGGAGCCCGCGGGGCCUCCCCGACCCAGGGUGGCUUUCUGACCCAGCCACAGGGGGGUGUUGGUGUGACAAGG
Molecule: messenger RNA, 2990 nt
Organism: Lemur catta (Ring-tailed lemur)
Lineage: Eukaryota; Metazoa; Chordata; Mammalia; Primates; Lemuridae
Product: transcription initiation factor TFIID subunit 4-like
Exons: 1
Coding region: 1346-2023 (225 amino acids)
Source: RefSeq, a predicted model, not a curated record